AUGCACAUAGCGACAUUGAUUGCAUUCGUGCAGCUGUCGCUCGCUACAGCUGUUUCAGAUGGCGUCCAAACUCUCACUGCGGCAGAGUUGAACCUUCAGCUGGCUGGUGACAACUCCUUAUCACCUUUCUACGAAAGCAGUGAUGAUACCGCGGUGCAUUUUAUGCGAGGGUCGAGGGCAGCUGACUCUCCUCUCUUGCCCGAUAUCGAUGUACAAUGUACUUCUGAUUACAUUGAAGUAACAGUUGAAUUUGCAGAUGUAUAUGAUGGUAUUAUAUACAGCAAGGGGUACCUGAACGAUCCAAAAUGCAAAUAUGUAACUCUUGGCGGAAGUCAGUCACGUUACUCGUUCAGAGUGCCUCUGAAUGGCUGUGGAUCUCGACCUCUAUGCAAUGCUUGUGGAACAAUUGAUAAUGUUCUCGUAUUCCAAGCCGAUGACUUCGUUCAGGGUUCACUGGACUUUGCUAGAAAGGUAUCAUGUGCAAGGACUUCACUGGAACUAUCAACUGGUGGAACGAGAGAGGAGCAAACGCACGUUCUAAAACUUAAACCAUUUAUGGUAGAUAUGCUCGAUGUGGUUGCUGUCCAAGGUCCCGCUGGUGGGGUUGAGUGCUGGAUGGAUAUUCAGAAAGGAGUAUUUCCUAACACUACUCCUCUUGAAAAUUCAAUCAAAAUUGGUGAAUAUCUGACAAUCUUAGUAUACUUGAAGGAUAUAAGAAACCAAUUUAAUCUUAAAAUUCACGAUUGUUGGGCUUAUGAUAGUGACAGCUACGACAGCCCUAAGACGAAUAAAAUACAACUAACGGAUAAACAAGGAUGUCCUAAGAAGAAAAAACUCAUUGAUCAAUGGCAAAAGUCUACAAAUACUGGCAAAAGUGGGGCAACUUUGAUUGCGUACAGUAAAGUUAGCGCUUUCAGAUUUCCCGAAACGGAUCAAGUAUAUUUAACCUGUAAUGUAGAGCUCUGUACGAGUAACUGCGAUUCGUCAUGUGGUGGGUCAAUCAAGGAAAUUACAACAACAUUCAGACCACAAUCACAGUGUUACCCAGGCUCUUUGGAUCCACAGUGCCAAUUAAAUACUGCACCGCCCCAAAUUAAAUGCUCUCCUGGUAGCACUGACCCACAAUGCCCGAAGCCUACACCAGCACCACAAAGAUGUUAUGCAGGAUCAGAUGACCCACGUUGUCCCAAAGUUACAACACCCACACCAACCAAUUGUUACCCUGAAAGCACCGACACCCGCUGUCCUAAACCAACCACACCCAAAGCACCAAGAUGCUACCCGGGAUCAGAUGAUCCUCGUUGCCCGAAUCCAACUCCUGCCCAACCAAACUGCUACCCUGGAAGCACAGAUCCGCGAUGUCCGAAACCUACAACUCCCGCAUCACCCAACUGCUACCCAGGCAGCAAAGACUCCCGCUGUCCUAAGCCAACCACACCUGAGGCUCCUAGAUGCUACCCGGGAUCAGAUGAUCCUCGUUGCCCGAAUCCAACAACGCCUGCUCCUCAAAAAUGUUUCCCUGGAAGCAACGAUCCAAGAUGUCCUAGGCCCACAACUCCCAAACCAGUUUGUUACCCAGGUUCUCCUGAUCCCAACUGCCCUCAGCCUUCUAGACCAACAACUAUAAAUCCGCCCACGUAUUUACCACCGACAACGUCAGAACCAAAAUGUUUUCCAGGCUCCUCAGAUCCUCGUUGUCCACAACCUACAACACCCGCUCCUCCAAAUUGUUAUCCUGGAAGCACUGACCCACGUUGCCCUAAGCCGACUACACCUGCACCGCCCAGAUGUUUCCCAGGAUCAGAAGACCCACGUUGUCCAAAACCAACAACGCCGGCUCCACCAAAUUGCUAUCCUGGAAGCACUGACCCACGUUGCCCUAAACCGACCACUCCCACUCCACCUAAGUGUUACCCAGGCUCUAACGAUCCACGUUGUCCGAAACCAACUACACCUGCACCACCCAGAUGUUUCCCGGGAUCAGAUGAUCCGCGGUGUCCAAAACCAACAACACCGGCUCCUCCUAGAUGUUACCCAGGAAGUACAGAUACUCGUUGCCCGAAACCAACUACACCUGCUCCACCCAGAUGUUUCCCGGGAUCAGACGACCCACGUUGUCCAAAACCAACAACACCCGCUCCGCCAAAUUGUUAUCCUGGAAGCACUGACCCACGUUGCCCUAAGCCGACUACACCUGCACCACCCAGAUGUUUCCCGGGAUCAGAAGACCCACGUUGUCCAAAACCAACAACGUUGGCUCCACCAAAUUGUUAUCCUGGAAGCACUGACCCAAGUUGCCCUAAAUCGACCACUCCCGCACCACCUAAGUGUUACCCAGGCUCUAACGAUCUACGUUGUCCGAAACCAACUACACCUGCACCACCCAGAUGUUUCCCGGGAUCAGAUGAUCCGCGGUGUCCAAAACCAACAACACCGGCUCCUCCUAGAUGUUACCCAGGAAGUACAGAUACUCGUUGCCCGAAACCAAAUACUCCUGCUCCACCAAACUGCUAUCCCGGUAGCACAGAUCCGCGUUGUCCUAAACCGACUACUCCCGCCCCACCAAACUGUUACCCUGGAAGCAAAGACCCCCGCUGCCCUAAGCCAACAACACCAGAGGCACCUAAAUGCUACCCGGGAUCAGAUGAUCCACGUUGUCCGAAACCAACAACGCCGUCUCCACCAAGAUGUUACCCAGGAAGCAACGAUCCAAGAUGUCCUAGGCCCACGACUCCCAAACCAGUUUGUUACCCAGGUUCUCCUGAUCCCAACUGCCCUCAGCCUUCUAGACCAACAACAAUAAAUCCUCCCACAUAUUUACCACCGACGACGUCGGAACCAAAAUGCUUUCCAGGCUCCUCAGACCCUCGUUGUCCAAAACCUACAACACCCGCUCCACCAAAUUGUUAUCCUGGAAGCACUGACCCACGAUGCCCUAAGCCGACUACACCUGCUCCACCCAGAUGUUUCCCGGGAUCAGACGACCCACGUUGUCCAAAACCAACAACACCCGCUCCACCAAAUUGUUAUCCUGGAAGCACUGACCCACGUUGCCCUAAUCCGACCACUCCCGCUCCACCUAAAUGUUACCCAGGAAGUACAGAUACUCGUUGCCCAAAACCAACUACUCCUGCUCUACCAAAUUGCUAUCCCGGUAGCACAGAUCCGCGCUGUCCUAAACCGACCACUCCCGCCCCACCCAUCUGCUACCCUGGAAGCAACGACCCCCGCUGCCCUAAGCCAACAACACCCGAGGCACCUAAAUGCUACCCGGGAUCAGAUGAUCCUCGUUGUCCGAAACCAACAACGCCGGCUCCACCAAGAUGUUACCCAGGAAGCAACGAUCCUAGAUGCCCUAGGCCCACGACUCCCAAACCAAUUUGUUACCCAGGUUCUCCUGAUCCCAACUGCCCUCAGCCAUCCAGACCAACAACAUUAAAUCCGCCUACGUAUUUACCUCCAACGACGUCGCAACAAAAAUGUUACCCGGGCUCCUCAGACCCUCGUUGUCCACAACCUACAACACCCGCUCCACCAAAUUGUUAUCCUGGAAGCACUGACCCACGUUGCCCUAAGCCGACUACACCUGCACCACCCAGAUGUUUCCCGGGAUCAGAAGACCCACGUUGUCCAAAACCAACAACACCUGCACCUCCUAGAUGUGUCCCGGGAUCAGAUGAUCCGCGUUGUCCAAAACCAACAACACCGGCUCCACCAAAUUGCUAUGCUGGAACCACUGAUCCACGUUGCCCUAAACCGACCACUCCCUCUCCACCUAAGUGUUACCCAGGCUCUAAAGAUCCACGUUGUCCGAAACCAACUACACCUGCACCACCCAGAUGUUUCCCGGGAUCAGACGAUCCGCGGUGUCCAAAACCAACAACACCGGCUCCUCCUAGAUGUUACCCAGGAAGUACAGAUACUCGUUGCCCGAAACCAACUACUCCUGCUCCACCAAAUUGCUAUCCCGGUAGCACAGAUCCGCGCUGUCCUAAACCGACCACUCCCGCCCCACCCAUCUGCUACCCUGGAAGCAACGACCCCCGCUGCCCUAAGCCAACAACACCCGAGGCACCUAAAUGCUACCCGGGAUCAGAUGAUCCUCGUUGUCCGAAACCAACAACGCCGGCUCCACCAAGAUGUUACCCAGGAAGCAACGAUACUAGAUGCCCUAGGCCCACGACUCCCAAACCAAUUUGUUACCCAGGUUCUCCUGAUCCCAACUGCCCUCAGCCAUCCAGACCAACAACAUUAAAUCCGCCUACGUAUUUACCUCCAACAACGUCGCAACAAAAAUGUUACCCGGGCUCCUCAGACCCUCGUUGUCCACAACCUACAACACCCGCUCCACCAAAUUGUUAUCCUGGAAGCACUGACCCACGUUGCCCUAAGCCGACUACACCUGCACCACCCAGAUGUUUCCCGGGAUCAGAAGACCCACGUUGUCCAAAACCAACAACGCCGGCUCCACCAAAUUGUUAUCCUGGAAGCAGUGAUCCACGUUGUCCUAAACCGACCACUCCCGCUCCACCUAAGUGUUACACAGGCUCUAACGAUCCACGUUGUCCGAAACCAACUACACCUGCACCACCCAGAUGUUUCCCGGGAUCAGACGAUCCGCGUUGUCCAAAACCAACAACGCCGGCUCCUCCCAGAUGUUACCCAGGAAGUACAGAUUCUCGUUGCCCAAAACCAACUACACCUGCUCCACCAAACUGCUAUCCCGGUAGCACAGAUCCGCGCUGUCCUAAACCGACAACUCCCGCCCCACCUAACUGUUACCCUGGCAGCACAGACCCCCGAUGUCCUAAAUCAACCACACCUGAGGCUCCUAGAUGCUACCCGGGAUCAGAUGAUCCUCGUUGCCCGAAACCAACUACACCUGCUCCACCCAGAUGUUAUCCAGGAUCAAAUGAUCCACGGUGUCCGAAACCAACUACACAAGCCAAACCAAGGUGUUACCCAGGCUCUACCGAUCCGCGUUGCCCACAACCUACGACGCCUGCUCCUCCGAAAUGUUUCCCUGGAAGCAACGAUCCUAGAUGCCCUAGGCCCACGACUCCCAAACCAAUUUGUUACCCAGGUUCUCCUGAUCCCAACUGCCCUCAGCCAUCCAGACCAACAACAUUAAAUCCGCCUACGUAUUUACCUCCAACAACGUCGCAACAAAAAUGUUACCCGGGCUCCUCAGACCCUCGUUGUCCACAACCUACAACACCCGCUCCACCAAAUUGUUAUCCUGGAAGCACUGACCCACGUUGCCCUAAGCCGACUACACCUGCACCACCCAGAUGUUUCCCGGGAUCAGAAGACCCACGUUGUCCAAAACCAACAACGCCGGCUCCUCCCAGAUGUUACCCAGGAAGUACAGAUUCUCGUUGCCCAAAACCAACUACACCUGCUCCACCAAACUGCUAUCCCGGUAGCACAGAUCCGCGCUGUCCUAAACCGACAACUCCCGCCCCACCUAACUGUUACCCUGGCAGCACAGACCCCCGAUGUCCUAAAUCAACCACACCUGAGGCUCCUAGAUGCUACCCGGGAUCAGAUGAUCCUCGUUGCCCGAAACCAACUACUCCUGCUCCACCUAGAUGUUAUCCAGGAUCAAAUGAUCCACGGUGUCCGAAACCAACUACACAAGCCAAACCAAGGUGUUACCCAGGCUCUACAGAUCCGCGUUGCCCACAACCUACGACGCCUGCUCCUCCGAAAUGUUUCCCUGGAAGCAACGAUCCUAGAUGCCCUAGGCCCACGACUCCCAAACCAAUUUGUUACCCAGGUUCUCCUGAUCUCAACUGCCCUCAGCCAUCCAGACCAACAACAUUAAAUCCGCCUACGUAUUUACCUCCAACAACGUCGCAACAAAAAUGUUACCCGGGCUCCUCAGACCCUCGUUGUCCACAACCUACAACACCCGCUCCACCAAAUUGUUAUCCUGGAAGCACUGACCCACGUUGCCCUAAGCCGACUACACCUGCACCACCCAGAUGCUUCCCGGGAUCAGAAGACCCACGUUGUCCAAAACCAACAACGCCGGCUCUACCAAAUUGUUAUCCUGGAAGCAGUGAUGCACGUUGCCCUAAACCGACCACUCCCGCUCCACCUAAGUGUUACACAGGCUCUAACGAUCCACGUUGUCCGAAACCAACUACACCUGCACCACCCAAAUGUUUCCCGGGAUCAGACGAUCCGCGUUGUCCAAAACCAACAACGCCGGCUCCUCCCAGAUGUUACCCAGGAAGUACAGAUUCUCGGUGCCCAAAACCAACUACACCUGCUCCACCAAACUGCUAUCCCGGUAGCACAGAUCCGCGCUGUCCAAAACCGACAACUCCCGCCCCACCUAACUGUUACCCUGGCAGCACAGACCCCCGAUGUCCUAAAUCAACCACACCUGAGGCUCCUAGAUGCUACCCGGGAUCAGAUGAUCCUCGUUGCCCGAAACCAACUACACCUGCUCCACCCAGAUGUUAUCCAGGAUCAAAUGAUCCCCGGUGUCCGAAACCGACUACACAAGCCAAACCAAGGUGUUACCCAGGUUCUACCGAUCCGCGUUGCACACAACCUACGACGCCUGCUCCUCCGAAAUGUUUCCCUGGAAGCAACGAUCCUAGAUGCCCUAGGCCCACGACUCCCAAACCAAUUUGUUACCCAGGUUCUCCUGAUCCCAACUGCCCUCAGCCAUCCAGACCAACAACAUUAAAUCCGCCUACGUAUUUACCUCCAACAACGUCGCAACAAAAAUGUUACCCGGGCUCCUCAGACCCUCGUUGUCCACAACCUACAACACCCGCUCCACCAAAUUGUUAUCCUGGAAGCACUGACCCACGUUGCCCUAAGCCGACUACACCUGCACCACCCAGAUGUUUCCCGGGAUCAGAAGACCCCCGUUGUCCAAAACCAACAACGCCGGCUCCACCAAAUUGUUAUCCUGGAAGCAGUGAUCCACGUUGCCCUAAACCGACCACUCCCGCUCCACCUAAAUGCUACCCGGGAUCAGAUGAUCCUCGUUGCCCGAAACCAACUACACCUGCUCCACCCAGAUGUUAUCCAGGAUCAAAUGAUCCACGGUGUCCGAAACCAACUACACAAGCCAAACCAAGGUGUUACCCAGGCUCUACCGAUCCGCGUUGCCCACAACCUACGACGCCUGCUCCUCCGAAAUGUUUCCCUGGAAGCAACGAUCCUAGAUGCCCUAGGCCCACGACUCCCAAACCAAUUUGUUACCCAGGUUCUCCUGAUCCCAAAUGUCCUCAGCCAUCCAGACCAACAACAUUAAAUCCGCCUACGUAUUUACCUCCAACAACGUCGCAACAAAAAUGUUACCCGGGCUCCUCAGACCCUCGUUGUCCACAACCUACAACACCCGCUCCACCAAAUUGUUAUCCUGGAAGCACUGACCCACGUUGCCCUAAGCCGACUACACCUGCACCAUCCAGAUGUUUCCCGGGAUCAGAAGACCCACGUUGUCCAAAACCAACAACGCCGGCUCCACCAAAUUGUUAUCCUGGAAGCAGUGAUCCACGUUGCCCUAAACCGACCACUCUCGCUCCACCUAAAUGUGACACAGGCUCUAACGAUCCACGUUGUCCGAAACCAACUACACCUGCACCACCCAGAUGUUUCCCGGGAUCAGACGAUCCGCGUUGUCCAAAACCAACAACGCCGGCUCCUCCCAGAUGUUAUCCAGGAAGUACAGAUUCUCGUUGCCCAAAACCAACUACACCUGCUCCACCAAACUGCUAUCCCGGUAGCACAGAUCCGCGCUGUCCUAAACCGACAACUCCCGCCCCACCUAACUGUUACCCUGGCAGCACAGACCCCCGAUGUCCUAAAUCAACCACACCUGAGGCUCCUAGAUGCUAUCCGGGAUCAGAUGAUCCUCGUUGUCCGAAACCUUCAACGACCGCUCGUCCCAACUGUUACCCAGGAAGUAAGGAUCCACGCUGUCCUAAGCCAACCACACCUGCUCCACCUAAAUGUUACCCAGGAUCAAAUGAUCCACGUUGUCCUAAACCAACUACACAAGAGCCUCCUAAAUGUUAUCCUGGAAGUAAUGAUCCAAGGUGUCCUCACACUUCUUCCACUCCUAGUUCUUGUUACCCAGGAUCCAAAGAUCCGAAGUGUCCUCAACCGUUUGCUCCAAGUAGCACAAAUCCACCUUCAACAUACUUACCACCUUUUCCAGAAGAGAAUGAGAUAAAAUCUGGUAGAACUAGCAGACUUUCCGAGAAAAAUUUUGACUAUUACGACGAACCACAAUUAAACGCUGAUAACUUCGAGUUUUCCCGAACAAAACCGCGAACAAGAAAUAUCAGGGACGUAAGCAAACUGCAUGCCAGCUUCCUAGAGGCUUUGAGUGGACUGGGAAUAAUAGAUAUGUGUAUUGGUGGCUCCAUCUUCCUUGUUGUUUUGUCUAUCGCUCUAGCCAUCUAUAUGUUUAAACAUAAAAGAAUGCUAAACCGAACAGCCAUGCAGAGUGGAACAACUUUGAAAAAUGAUAAUCCUUGUUAA
Messenger RNA from Parnassius mnemosyne (clouded apollo), 8514 nucleotides. NCBI's taxonomy places the organism in Eukaryota, Metazoa, Arthropoda, Insecta, Lepidoptera, Papilionidae. The record is from the annotation of a GenBank genome assembly.